Messenger RNA from Necator americanus (New World hookworm), 738 nucleotides. RefSeq lists its product as uncharacterized. The record is from RefSeq and is a predicted model, not a curated record. Lineage: Eukaryota; Metazoa; Nematoda; Chromadorea; Rhabditida; Ancylostomatidae. The transcript has a single exon. The coding region runs from base 1 to 738 and encodes 245 amino acids.
AUGAAGAAAGCUUUGCUUAACAACAUGUUCCGCACGGCAAGAACCGUUUGUAGUGGACCUGAGGAGAGAAAGGAAUCAUUAACUUUGGCUCACGAAAUUGCUGUUUCGAAUGGCUAUGAAGUCCGAACGUCUGAAACGAGACGAUACCGAAGUGAACGAGCACGGCAAGUGGAAAACCCCACCACAGAUAAGAUACCUCUCUGCUUUCCUUACAUCUCCGAUGAAGUGAGCGCUGCCAUUAGGCGGUGUCUGAGGAGAGCAGACUUGGAUAGCUCCGUUUCGGUCGUUGAAAUACCACCGAACAAUUUGAAACGUCAAUUAGUUCGGAAUCGUUUAUACGAUACCAUCUGUACAACACCGAACUGUAUUAUUUGUCCCACAGUUAGAUCAGGAGACUGCUUGAGAUCCGGGGUAAUCUACCUGAUUUCUUGCACGAACUGUGGCGACGAGUAUAUCGGUGAAACGGCACGACUGCUAUAUGUCCGCAUCAAAGAGCACGUGAACGGCAGGAAUAUGUUACGAGGAUGGACACCUUUAGGUGCCCAUAGAACACAAAGACACGACGGAGCCGAUUUUGAAAAUAGGGUCCAAUUUUUAGCUCACGAAUCAAAAACGUUGGCUCGAAAAUCGCUGGAAGCAUUUUGGAUCCAAUCCAAAAAUGAACCGCAAAGGCGAAUGUCUGUCGAUAAUGCGGGAACUCGCGCCAUAUCUCGAAUGGUUCUUCCUAUUCAAAUGUAA